This is a messenger RNA of Eleginops maclovinus (Patagonian blennie), 1380 nucleotides long. RefSeq names its product transmembrane protein 234 (gene tmem234). Bases 183 to 617 code for a protein of 144 amino acids. The record is from RefSeq and is a predicted model, not a curated record. The transcript is spliced from 5 exons. Lineage: Eukaryota; Metazoa; Chordata; Actinopteri; Perciformes; Eleginopidae.
UCGUCACAAAACCCUACGUAGCUUUAUGUCGUUCCUUUUCAUACCUAAAUACCUCUCCUGAACUGACUUCAACUACAUUUAAAACUGUUUGGUAUUAUGGAAAUGUACGUAACGUUUACUAACUGAGCUCAAGAGCUGCAGUCUUGAACGCGACUCAUGAAUCAUUGAAUGUUUACAUUACGAUGGUGACCGUAGUGGAACUGCUGAGUCUCCUGAUGGUGUCCGUGCUGUGGGGCUGCACCAACCCUCUCCUGAAGAGAGGAACGGUGGGGAUUGAGCAUGUCCAACACAACAACAGAGUCUCACAGCUGCUGGCUGAGGUCAAGUUUCUUUUCCUAAACGUCAAGUACCUGGUCCCCUUUCUCCUUAACCAGAGUGGCUCGUUGGUCUACUAUUAUACACUCUCCACCACAGAGAUUUCCCUCGCUGUUCCUGUGGCCAACUCUCUUACCUUCCUCUGCACUCUGCUCACCGGCAAGCUACUUGGUGAAGAGUUUGGAGGCAAACAGGCUGUCACAGGAAUGUUCCUCACCAUGGCUGGCAUCACGCUGUGUGUUAUAAGCUCCAUUAAUGACACAGACACUGUGAAGCAGAAUAUGACCCAGGCCAAACACUAACAAGGAUGAGGAUUAAAUACAAACUCUCACAUACUGUACCUUCAAAUUAUUCCUUUGAAGGGACAGAAAGUCCAAAGCAGAUUUGGAGCGGGACUAGAGGGGGCAAUUUAGAUUCUGAGAGCAACUCCUUAGAGCAACGGUUCUGGUGGGAAAAUGGUGCCUAAAUGAACUCAGUGUGAGCUUCAAAAGACCUGUCCUGAAGCUUUUACGCAAAGUUUAAGGGGAAUUGGGUUCAUGUGGGGUUCAACUCAAGACUAGACUAGAUUUAUGGGGCUUGCAUAGAAGUUGGUGGUUGUUAACUUUUACGUUUAAGUACUCUGCUGCCCCGCCAUGUGACUGGCAUCUGCAUAACUGCUGUAGAGACCACAUACAAAUAAGGCUGGGUUUUGAAAAUGAACCAAUUAGAUGUAACCUUCUCGUUUAAAUGGGACAUUUUACUGCGGACUCCUUCUGUUUGGGAAAGAGCAGGACACAGGAGAGAACAAAUAGCUGUUUUUGCCCGAGGAUAAAAUGGUUAUUCAUUUACUUAUUAUCUGAGUAAGAUAUUGUGAAGGAGCAUUUACAAAACGGUUUGUUGUUUCAUAGUGAGUUACCUUGUUGCAUGCUCUGAAAAUAUGUCUGAAGAAGUUAUACAGAUUUGAGAAACAGUAAUGUUCAUAGUAAUAUACAUUUUUUUAUUGUUACAGUAUUUGAUUGACACAAAACUCUGUACAGAUUAUGGAAUGUGGCUGGUAUUUUAUUAAUAAAUUGUUGGCAAAGCAUA